This is a messenger RNA of Danio aesculapii, 1137 nucleotides long. RefSeq names its product hepatic and glial cell adhesion molecule-like. The record is from RefSeq and is a predicted model, not a curated record. The transcript has 5 exons. Bases 42 to 734 code for a protein of 230 amino acids. NCBI's taxonomy places the organism in Eukaryota, Metazoa, Chordata, Actinopteri, Cypriniformes, Danionidae.
UUUGGGGAGCACGGCAAAUAAAACAAGUGCAGUGGUGUUCAAUGAACUCAAACUAUGGCAACUGUAUAGAUGGGCCGUAUGUUUUCGAUAGCAAAGCCAACAAUAAUCAAAACAACAUUCAAUACAUUGGUGAUAAAACUUCAGACUGUUCUCUUUUGAUCAGCGAUAUAAAUGUGGCACAUUCUGGAGAGUAUAAAUUCAGAAUCGUAGCAAGUGAUGAUCGGUGGACUGGAUAUCCUGGGGUGCACGUUUCAGUACAUGAUUUAAAAGUCUCCAUGUCCAGGUCAAGAAUAAAUGGAAGCACAAUAACUGGAGACUCUGUGAAUUUGUCUUGUUCACUGGACUGUCCUGAUGAUUUAUCAGAGGUUCAGUGGUUUAAGAACGGUGAACUGAUGAAACAGACAAACCCAAUCCUCAUCUUCAACAGCAUCAUUGCUGAAGACUCUGGAAAUUACUCUUGUUCUUUGAGGAACUUUACAAACACUUUAUCUAAGGAAUUUAGCAUUUACAUUGAAGAUGUUUCUGAGUCCUCAUCUCUUCUGAUCAUUGUACUGCCUUUAGUCUCAAUUGUGUUCAUCAUUGCAUUGUUUUUAUCGAUGCUUAUAUUAAGAGGGAAAGCAAACAUUCUAGAAAACCCAAAGGAAGAAGAAGAGGGAAUUCCUGAUUCUGAUUACACCACUCUGCAAAUAACUGCUGAAACUCAAGCAUCAGCUGUUUACUCUACGAUACACUGAGUGAGCAACAAAAGGAUGACAAAUACAGAUACAGAUGUCAAUAUUGAACCCAAGAUGUGAGCAAUCAAUUGCUGUGGUCAUUUUUUGUGUCAGUAACUGCAUUUUUUUUAAUCUGAGCUGAAGUUAUGGAGAUAAUGAGACACAUUUCAAUAUAUGUCAGUUUUAUCAAUAGAAAUUCUACAGGAGACACUAAAUCAGCAACAAAAGGAUGAAGUGUACUACAGAUAUUUCAACAUUAAACUAAAUAUGUGAGCACUCAAGUGUGGUUAAUAUAUCUUUCUUUAUAUUGUAAUGGCAUUUUUAUUCUUACCAAAUUCAUGGAGAAAAUGUGACAUAUUUUGGGUCCAGCUUAUCAGUUUGAGAGUAUGUAACUGUAUUGAUCAUCUGUAAAUUAAUUUUUAAU